CUGCACGUGACGUUAUAGCCUCACCUCAAAGCACUUGCUUCCAUUACCGGCGACGAGUCGCAAACGCGUCGACAGACCUUGGCUGCAUCCACAACCAUCGUCAAUCAGACGUCGGAUAUCCUCUAUUAUUAGCGUAGAUCAUUACCAGAGGCCUCAGCAACCAUGGGAAAGAAGAGACGCGGACCAACCUUGGAAGAGGUUUUAGCUCGUCCAUGGUGUUACUACUGCGAGCGCGAUUUCGAUGACCUCAAGAUCCUCAUAUCACAUCAGAAAGCUAAACAUUUCAAAUGUGAAAGAUGCGGGAGAAGGCUUAAUACUGCCGGAGGAUUGUCGGUUCAUAUGAGUCAAGUACAUAAGGAGCAGUUAUCGGCUGUUGAUAAUGCGCUUCCGAACCGAUCGAGUCUUGAUGUUGAGAUCUUUGGCAUGGAAGGUGUCCCUGAAGACAUCAUUCAGACUCAUAACCAGCGAGUCGUAACACAGUUCCACCAAGCCGAGGCCGAGCGUCAGGCCCAGACUGGAAACCCUCCCCCGGGCGCGGGCGUCGGUGGACAGCCAGCAAAAAGACCGAAGCUCGAAAACGUAUCGGAUCUGAAGAAGCGGCUGGCAGAACACAAAGCUAAAAAGGCCGAGGCACGUACGGGAGAAAGCAGUGGCGAUGCGACGCCUGUUGGUGCUGGACAAACACAGAAUAGCCAGUCACCCUCGACAACCGCCCCAAACCCCUCACAGUACACAUACCCUCAGCCGUACGGAGGUGCGGGCUCCCCUUAUCAACAAACGGCAAGUCCAGUCUACCAGAAUUUCUCACCAGGCGGACAAUCGCAAUUUCCUCCUAGUGCGCAGUAUACUCCAUCGGGAUACUCCCCGCAAUCGUUUCAGGGUACCCCCGGACAGACUGGUCCAGCUUAUGGAACACCCCCACCAUUCCCGCCACAACAGCAACAACAACCAACUCCUCAGACCAAUACGCCCCCACAGGUCGCCGCAUUUCCCCAGCGAUCUGGGAGCUUGCCGGCUGCCCCCGGUCUUCCGCAACGACCCGCCGUGGGCGCUCCCCAGGUCAAUGCCUAUCAGCUACAACAGAUGCAUAUGGGUCAUCCGGUGCCGACCGCCGGUGCACCGACCGGAGUCGCCAACGGCGAGAAACCACCAGGAGCCGAAGCCACGCCGAUCUCGUCGUCUAUUGACGAUCUCAUAUCCGGCGCCGCAAAAGAAGCCGACCAAGCAGCUGCAACCGCUGCCCCUCCCACAGAAGAAAAGCCCACCAAAAAGGACAAGUCCAAGCAAUCAAGAUUGGUGUAUUCUGACAAUGAGACCAGUCCGGAGGAAAAGAUGGCGAAGUUGUCAAGGUACGCAUUCGUUCCCAACCGUUUAGGGGAAACGGCGCUUGAAGAACAAGUUCCUGCGGCCGUCGCUGGGGCCGAACGGGGCCCGGACACCAUAUUCGACGCAACGGAUUAGUUACCGAAGAAACCAGAACGGUUGGCGAUGGGGGACAACUCAGCCGACCUUCUCGAUGCUCGGCCCGAUACGCGCAAGACCUGCGAGGUCAGCGGACAGGAAUGGACCACAAAAUCCAGCUAAGUUCGAUUGCAUGUCAAAUUCUAGAUACACGUUUUGAUGAUCUAUCUUCUGGUCAUGCUUUACUGCUUCCUACCCUGAUCUUCUGUCAGUAGUUGGCGGCCUUUGCAAAAAGAAAAAAGAAAAGAGCGGGCCUUGCAGCAGGCAUCGCUCCAGUUU
Molecule: messenger RNA, 1740 nt
Organism: Aspergillus alliaceus
Lineage: Eukaryota; Fungi; Ascomycota; Eurotiomycetes; Eurotiales; Aspergillaceae
Product: putative C2H2 finger domain protein
Exons: 3
Coding region: 163-1461 (432 amino acids)
Cellular component (GO): nucleus
Molecular function (GO): DNA binding
Source: RefSeq, a predicted model, not a curated record